This is a messenger RNA of Syngnathoides biaculeatus (alligator pipefish), 2050 nucleotides long. Its product is annotated as olfactory receptor 1E16-like. Gene Ontology annotation, molecular function: olfactory receptor activity; G protein-coupled receptor activity. The transcript has 2 exons. Gene Ontology annotation, biological process: G protein-coupled receptor signaling pathway. Gene Ontology annotation, cellular component: membrane. The record is from RefSeq and is a predicted model, not a curated record. Bases 511 to 1503 code for a protein of 330 amino acids. NCBI's taxonomy places the organism in Eukaryota, Metazoa, Chordata, Actinopteri, Syngnathiformes, Syngnathidae.
ACAUGGCAUCAAUUCAGUUGUGUGGUGCAAAAAUUUUCGUGAGAAAAUGUGCCAAAUCAUGCAUUCUUCAUAUACAGUACAAAUAUGAUAUGUACUGUGACAGACAAUACCGUACAAUGUUCUCUUGGUUGCUGCUAGGACAAGGCAACAAUUUGUGUGUCUGUGUGUUUGUCAGCCCCGCUAAGAUUUGGUGCUUAAGUUUAGCGUUAGCAUUAGCAAUUAAUUUGGAGUUUAGGGAAGUGCUCAUUACAACUUGAGGGCUGAUUGUUGUCUCUUGUUUUUCUCAUCAAGUCACUCAACCAUGUUUGUUGUAAAAUGGUCGCCAAGGUUACGGUGGGCAGAUCUCGCCGUGGGAUUAAAAACUUGAUUUUGUUGACUUGAACUAAUGUUGUUUAUGUGCGGGGCGGGCGUGUCUCAACCCGGGGGGAAGGGGUGGUGGUGGGGGCGGUUCAGGCCUCCGGCAUCCUCUGUUAUAGGCUGUACGCUGGAGUCAAGAUCCAGUUGGGGACCAUGAACCUGUUCAAUCCGGCAGAGGACGAGAACGUGUCCAUGGUGCACCCCGAGUACUUCAUCAUCAGCGGCCUAUCCGGUGUCCCUCACAUCAAGCUGUACUACGUCUUCCUGUUUGUGGUCUACACGUUGUCCGUGCUGGCCAACGGCACCGUGAUGACCGUCAUCUGCCUAGACCGCCGGCUCCAGACCCCCAAGUACGUGGCGGUCUUCAACCUGGCCUUCGUGGACCUGUUCGGGAGCUCGGCUCUGGUCCCCAAGCUCCUGGACGUGUUCCUGUUAGGCAACCGCCGCGUCCCCUUCCGCAGCUGCCUGGCUUUGCUGUUCUUCUGCUACACCUGCUUGUCGAUGCAGUCCUUCAACUUGGUUGCGCUGGCCUACGACCGCCUCCUGGCCAUCAUCUUCCCCCUGCACUACCAGGUGAGGAUGACGCACCGCUUCAUGUUAUCGCUGAUCCUGGGCUUCUGGCUGCUGGUGGCGGUCCUGGUCGCGGUGGCCACGGGCCUGCUGACCCGACUGUCGUUCUGCAAGUCGGUGGUGAUCAACAGCUACUUCUGCGACCACGGCCAGAUCUACCGGCUGGCGUGCAACAGCCACUACCCCAACUACGUGGUGAGCUGCGUGUACCCGGUGGUGAUUUUCUGGCUGCCGCUGGCCUUCAUCCUGCUCAGCUACGUGGCCAUCGGCUGCACCCUGGCCAAGGUGGCCGCCGUCCAGGAGCGCCUCAAGGCCUUCCGCACCUGCGCCGCGCACCUCUCGCUGGUGGCCAUCUACUUCAUCCCGCUGCUCAUCACCUUCACGCUGAUGGAGAACAUCCACCCGGACGGCCGCAUUGUCAACCUGUCGCUCACCUCCGUCUUCCCCCCCGUGCUCAACCCGGUCAUCUACACGCUGCAGACGCAGGAGAUUAAAGAGUCGCUGAGCAGGCUCGUCAGGAGCGCGCGACGCGGCAAACAGGUCGGACGCUCAAAAGUGUGGACGGCAACCAAAUAGGAAGUACCGUCGUAGCUCAACUUACGAGUGACCUGACUCGGGAGUUUUUCGAGGUGGGGAGCAUCGCUUCUUUGCGAUCGGCGCCAGCGACACAAACUCAAUUUGUGAGGAAGUGAACAUCCUGUUCGUUAACCUGUUUAUUGCCACUUCUUGUUCAAAAACAUUGAAAAAAAUCUACGAAAAUAGAGAAUGAUAUCAUUAUUAAUAUUUUUAUCCGUUCACGCCUGAAGGUCCGUUAGCAUAAAAUGCUGACAUACAAUUAAGAAAGGCAUAGACGGCUAAGCAAACUAGCUUGGAUAUCGCGGUAUGCUUCAAUUUUAGGUGAUGCAUAUUUGAACACAAACGGUUGCAACAAAUCAUAUUCACAGCCAUUUUUUUUCUUUAUCCUCUGUGAAGACUGACAAAUUUUACUGGGGUUUCGUGAGCAGUUGUGUGAGCAUUUUCUUUUAUAUCCGGCCGCAUAUGAAUGUAUAUUGCUCAUGUAUGAAACUCAGAAAUGACACAGUUUAAACAUUUGUUGUUUCACUGAACAUGUAUCUACAUUGAU